Messenger RNA from Frankliniella occidentalis (western flower thrips), 622 nucleotides. Its product is annotated as cystathionine gamma-lyase-like. NCBI's taxonomy places the organism in Eukaryota, Metazoa, Arthropoda, Insecta, Thysanoptera, Thripidae. The annotation marks the transcript as partial. Gene Ontology annotation, cellular component: cytoplasm. The transcript is spliced from 4 exons. The record is from RefSeq and is a predicted model, not a curated record. Gene Ontology annotation, biological process: transsulfuration. Gene Ontology annotation, molecular function: pyridoxal phosphate binding; cystathionine gamma-lyase activity.
UGAAACCUCGUCGUGGACCAGUUGUCUGUUGCAUGUCUCUCUGCCUUAUUGUGUAACCAUGAGUCUUGAAGGAUACCUGCCCAGAGGCCCAGGCUUUGCUACUGCUGCUAUUCAUGGUGGAAACGACCCGGAGAAAUGGAAUUGCAGAGCAGUGGUACCAGGCAUCUUCACAUCAACCACCUACAAACAAGAUGCCCCAGCUGAACAUAGGGGAUACGAGUAUGCCAGGAGCAACAACCCAACACGGGAGUGUGCUGAAGAAUGCUUGGCAGCUGUUGAAGGAGCCAAGCAUUGUUUGACUUUCUCAUCUGGUCUUGGUGCAACAACAGUCAUUGCAAGUCUUCUAGAUGCAGGGGACCAUAUAGUAGCGAUGGAUGAUCUUUAUGGUGGCACAUUCCGUUACUUUUCGAAGGUUCAUACUCGCAUGGGAGUAAAGAUAACAUUUGUUGAUGCUCGUGAUCCUAGCAAAGUGGAAGCAGCAAUGCAACCAAAUACUAAGAUGGUAUGGAUAGAAACUCCAACGAACCCUUUACUUAAAAUUGCUGACAUUCAAGCUAUCAGCAAAGUUGUCCAUAGCAAGCCUAAUGUAAUUUUGGUGGUUGACAAUACCUUUUCCACGUGC